AUGCCUAAAGUUGGUGGUGGUUUUGAUAUUGGAAUAUCAGGCAGAGGCAAAGGAGAUAAAGAUAGUGGUAGUGAAACAUCAGAUGGUCAAGGAGGAAGAAUUAAGAGAAAACUGAAAUUGCCUUCUGGUGGUUUUGGAAUAUCUGGUGGCAUCAAAGGACCAAAAGGUGAUGGUGAUAGCAGUGGUAGUGAAACAUCAGAUGGUCAUGGUGGGAGAAUUAAACGAAAGCUCAAAAUGCCUUCUGGUGGUAUUGGUAUUUCUGGUGGUAUCAAAGGACCCAAACCAGACGACAGCGGCAGUUCAACUUCUGAUGGAGAAGGUGGUAGAAUUAAAAGAAAACUAAAGCUUCCAUCCGUAGGAAUGAAAGCCGGAGCCGGGGGGAAAAUAGACAGUGAUUUGAAACAUUCAAAAUCUAAAGAUGAUAGUUCCGAUGAUGAGGGAGGAAAGAAAAAAGGAAAGUUCCAUAUUGGCUUACCAAAGUUUGGAUUCGGAAGUAAAAAGUCUAAAAAGAAAUCAAAGAAAGAAAAAGAUAAGGAAAGUAGUGACAGUGAAACAUCAGAUGGUCAAGGGGGAAGAAUUAAGAGAAAACUGAAAUUGCCUUCUGGUGGUUUUGGUAUUUCUGGUGGUAUCAAAGGUCCCAAAGGUGAUGGUGAUAGCAGUGGUAGUGAAACAUCAGAUGGUCAUGGUGGAAGAAUAAAAAGAAAACUGAAAUUGCCUUCUGGUGGUUUUGGUAUUUCUGGUGGUAUCAAAGGACCCAAAGGUGAUGGUGAUAGCAGUGAUAGUGAAACAUCAGAUGGUCAAGGACCCAAAGGUGAUGGUGAUAGCAGUGGUAGUGAAACAUCAGAUGGUCAUGGUGGAAGAAUAAAAAGAAAACUGAAAUUGCCUUCUGGUGGUUUUGGAAUAUCUGGUGGCAUCAAAGGUCCAAAAGGUGAUGGUGAUAGCAGUGGUAGUGAAACAUCAGAUGGUCAUGGUGGAAGAAUUAAACGAAGGCUCAAAAUGCCUUCCGGCGGCUUUGGGAUAUCUGGUGGUAUCAAAGGACCCAAAGGUGAUGGUGAUAGCAGUGGUAGUGAAACAUCAGAUGGUCAUGGUGGAAGAAUAAAAAGAAAACUGAAAUUGCCUUCUGGUGGUUUUGGUAUUUCUGGUGGUAUCAAAGGACCCAAAGGUGAUGGUGAUAGCAGUGGUAGUGAAACAUCAGAUGGUCAUGGUGGAAGAAUAAAAAGAAAAUUGAAAUUGCCUUCUGGUGGUUUUGGUAUUUCUGGUGGUAUCAAAGGACCCAAAGGUGAUGGUGAUAGCAGUGAUAGUGAAACAUCAGAUGGUCAAGGUGGAAGAAUAAAAAGAAAACUGAAAUUGCCUUCUGGUGGUUUUGGUAUUUCUGGUGGUAUCAAAGGACCCAAAGGUGAUGGUGAUAGCAGUGGUAAUGAAACAUCAGAUGGUCAUGGUGGAAGAAUUAAACGAAGGCUCAAAAUGCCUUCCGGCGGCUUUGGGAUAUCUGGUGGUAUCAAAGGACCAAAAGGUGAUGGUGAUAGCAGUGGUAGCGAAACAUCAGAUGGUCAUGGUGGAAGAAUUAAACGAAAGCUCAAAAUGCCUUCUGGUGGGUUUGGGAUAUCUGGUGGUAUCAAAGGACCAAAAGGUGAUGGUGAUAGCAGUGGUAGCGAAACAUCAGAUGGUCAUGGUGGAAGAAUUAAACGAAAGCUCAAAAUGCCUUCUGGUGGUUUUGGGAUAUCUGGUGGUAUCAAAGGACCCAAAGGUGAUGGUGAUAGCAGUGGUAGUGAAACAUCAGAUGGUCAUGGUGGAAGAAUUAAACGAAAGCUCAAAAUGCCUUCUGGUGGUUUUGGGAUAUCUGGUGGUAUCAAAGGUCCAAAAGGUGAUGGUGAUAGCAGUGGUAGUGAAACAUCAGAUGGUCAUGGUGGAAGAAUUAAACGAAAGCUCAAAAUGCCUUCUGGUGGGUUUGGGAUAUCUGGUGGUAUGAAAGGUCCAAAAGGUGAUGGUGAUAGCAGUGGUAGUGAAACAUCAGACGGUCAUGGUGGCCGAAUAAAACGAAAGCUCAAAAUGCCUUCUGGUGGUUUUGGCAUCUCUGGUGGUAUCAAAGGAUCGAAGGGUGACGGCAGCGAUAGUGACACAUCUGAUGGUAAUGGUGGUAGAAUCAAACGUAAAGUGAAAGUGCCAGAAGUGGCAGUUGAAGGGGAUAUAAAAGGAAAGGGAAAGAAAAAGAAGUUCGGUUUACUGAAAUUCGGAUUUGGUGGCGGCGGCAGCAAAAAGGAUAAAAAGUUAAAAGCAAAGAAAGAGAUUGCCAAUGACAUAUCCGAUGAUGAUAAUGAACAUGAAAUAAAUAAGAAAUUUGAAAUACCGACGUUGGAUAUGGACGUAAAAGCAGUCAAACCGGACGACAGUGGUAGCGAGACCUCGGACGGACAUGGUGGAAGAAUAAAACGUAAGCUCAAAAUGCCUUCUGGUGGUUUUGGAAUAUCUGGUGGUAUCAAAGGUCCAAAAGAGAGGUGAUGGUGAUAGCAGUGGUAGCGAGACGUCUGAUGGUGAAGGUGGUAGAAUUAAACGAAAGUUGAAACUUCCUGGAUUUGGUAUCUCCGGUGGUGUGAAGGACAAGGGAGAUAGUGACAGUGAAACAUCAGAUGGAGAAGGAGGAAGAGUUAAAAGAAAACUGAAAUUGCCCAAGGUUGGAUUUGGUUUCUCCGGUGGCCUCAGUGGAUCAAAAGACGAUGACAGCAGCGGUAGUGAGACGUCUGAUGGUCAGGGAGGAAGAAUUAAAAGAAGACUAA
Messenger RNA from Dendronephthya gigantea, 2774 nucleotides. RefSeq names its product S-antigen protein-like. The coding region runs from base 1 to 2499 and encodes 832 amino acids. The record is from RefSeq and is a predicted model, not a curated record. NCBI's taxonomy places the organism in Eukaryota, Metazoa, Cnidaria, Anthozoa, Malacalcyonacea, Nephtheidae. The transcript is spliced from 3 exons.